Myotis davidii is the source of this 3417-nucleotide messenger RNA. RefSeq names its product leucine zipper, putative tumor suppressor 1 (gene LZTS1). The transcript is spliced from 4 exons. The record is from RefSeq and is a predicted model, not a curated record. Gene Ontology annotation, cellular component: dendritic spine. Lineage: Eukaryota; Metazoa; Chordata; Mammalia; Chiroptera; Vespertilionidae. The coding region runs from base 216 to 2024 and encodes 602 amino acids. Gene Ontology annotation, biological process: regulation of dendrite morphogenesis; regulation of synaptic plasticity.
CGCACCCCUGAGGAAAGAGGGACGAAAACAAACUGCAGAAGCCCUGAAAGAUAAUUCUCAAGUCAGCCCGAGGCGCGGGGGCAGAUCCGCGCUCUCCCAGGCUCUGGAGGCCUCUGCUAUGACCGCAGUCCUUUCCCAGAGCCAGGACUGCCCGUCGCUGCCACAGCCACUCCAGGUGCCCGCGCUGCCCUGCCUGUCCCCCGCCCCGCGUCACCAUGGGCAGCGUCAGUAGCCUCAUCUCCGGCCACGGCUUCCACAGCAAGCACUGCCGCGCUUCGCAGUACAAGCUGCGCAAGUCCUCCCACCUCAAGAAACUCAACCGCUACUCGGACGGGCUGCUCAGAUUCGGCUUCUCCCAGGACUCGGGGCAUGGCAAGUCCAGCUCCAAAAUGGGCAAGAGUGAAGACUUCUUCUACAUUAAAGUCAGCCAGAAGGCCCGGGGCGCCCACCACCCCGAUUACACUGCACUGUCCAGUGGGGACCUGGGGGGCCAGGCUGGGGUGGACUUCGGCCCGUCUACCCCACCCAAGCUCAUGCCCUUCUCCAAUCAGCUAGAAAUGGCCUCAGAGAAGGGUGCGGUGCGGCCCACAGCCUUCAAGCCGGUGCUGCCACGAUCAGGAGCCGUCCUGCACGCCUCCCCCGAGAGCACCGGCCACCAGCUGCACCCCGCCCCUUCGGACAAGCCCAAGGAGCAGGAGCUGAGGCCCGGCCAGUGCUCCGGGGCUCUGUCUGACUCCGGCCGCAACUCCAUGUCCAGCCUGCCCACACACAGCACCAGCAGCAGCUACCAGCUGGACCCGCUGGUCACAGCCGUGGGGCCCGCCAGCCGUUUUGGGGGCUCAGCCCACAACAUCACCCAGGGCAUCCUCCUCCAGGACAGCAACAUGAUGAGCCUGAAGGCGCUGUCCUUCUCCGACGGUGGCAGCAAGCUGGCCCACCCAAGCAAGGCGGACAGGGGCGGCUCCUGCGUGCGCUCGCCCAUCUCCACGGACGAGUGCGCCAUCCAGGAGCUGGAGCAGAAGCUGCUGGAGAGGGAGGGCGAGCUGCAGAAGCUGCGGCGCAGCUUUGACGAGAAGGAGCUGGCCUCCAGCCAGGCCUACGAGGAGCGGCCGUGGCGCUACCCCGAGGAGCUGGAGGGCCCCGAGCCCAAGAGCAGCAGCCGGCUGAAGGCCUCGCAGAAGGGCCAGCGCACACAGCAGGUGCUGCACCUGCAGGUGCUGCAGCUGCAGCAGGAGAAGCGGCAGCUCCGGCAGGAGCUGGAGAGCCUCAUGAAGGAGCAGGACCUGCUGGAGAGCAAGCUGCGGUCCUACGAGAAGGAGAAGACCAGCUUCGGCCCCGCGCUGGAGGAGACCCAGUGGGAGGUGUGCCAGAAGUCGGGCGAGAUCUCCCUCCUGAAGCAGCAGCUGAAGGAGUCCCAGAUGGAGGUCAACGCCAAGGCCAGUGAGAUCCUCAGUCUGAAGGCGCAGCUGAAGGACACGCGGGGCAAGCUGGAGGGCAUGGAGCUGAAGACACGGGAUUUGGAGAGUGCGCUGCGCACCAAGGGCCUGGAGCUGGAGGUCUGUGAGAACGAGCUGCAGCGCAAGAAGAACGAGUCGGAGCUUCUGCGGGAGAAGGUGAACCUGCUGGAGCAGGAGCUGCAGGACCUGCGGGCGCAGGCCGCCCUGCAGCGGGACCGGGGGCCGGUGCUGGGGGCUGGGCCGGGGCCCACCUUCUCCGAGGACAUCCCGGCCCUGCAGCGGGAGCUGGAGCGGCUGCGGGCUGAGCUGAAGGAGGAGCGGCAAGGCCACGACCAGAUGUCCUCAGGCUUCCAGCACGAGCGGCUGGUUUGGAAGGAGGAGAAAGAGAAGGUGAUCCAGUACCAGAAGCAGCUACAGCAGAGCUACCUGGCCAUGUACCAGCGGAACCAGCGCCUGGAGAAGGCCCUGCAGCAGCUGGCCCACAGAGACGGGGCCGGGGAGGCUCUGGAGAUUGACCUUGAAGGGGCCGACAUCCCCUACGAGGACAUCAUAGCCACCGAGAUCUGAGGGGCCUUCUGGGAGGGGAGAGCCGGACCUGGCAUUGGGAGGCAGGGUGCAGGGCUGUCCAGGAGGGCUCCCUCCCCUCCUCCCUGCUCCAUAACUGAGCCUCUGAGAGAAGCCUGCCCGGGCACAGACCUGGGAUCCUCAGGGGGAGGGAAGCAGAGGGGAGAGAAGGGACUGCCCCUGGCCCUCCUCCCCUUUCCCGUGGCGCAGUGCUCACCACUCUGCCGCCCACCAGACCUCUAGCCUUCCCAAGAGAUGGGCCAGGCGUCUCCAUCAUUUGGUCAAGGUCUCCCUACACCUUGGCCUGUAUUCAAAUACUUAGAGAUACCCUUCCCCAGGGAUGGUGGUGGCUGCCAUGAAGGUCAGCGACCCCCUCUCUUCCCACCGUCUUUCUCCCCCGACACACUGGGAUGCCUUGGGAAUAGAAAGAAGCCAUUUGUGACCGGAAUCCUUGUAAUCUGACCCAGUCAUCACCUGAGCUCUUCCUCUGGCUGAGGAGGCACAGUGGUUGGAGCGGGGUGCUGGCUUGGCCACAUCAGCGCUGCCCCAGGGCCGGCCGGCCACAGAAAGGAGGGGAGAGCUGGGUAGGCCUGGUCAGCGAGGACCCCAGGGGGCAGAGGGAGAAGCUCAGUAGUCUGACCCGACCCUGCUGGGCCUGCUGACACGGUGAGCCGCCUCUGGGCAGCCGGUGGCCUUUGAUCUCUGUGACCACUUUUCUUAAAGCCAUACAUACCUGGGUAGGUGCUGGGAAGGGAAGGUUGCAGGCUCGGGGACACGGGUGGGCGUGGCAUUCCAGCUGUCCCAAGGAGAGCCUGGGAUAGUUCCUGGUGGGGUCUGGAGGCGCGGCUUCCGCACCUGGCUAAGUUGGCCAGCGGCUACUUUGAACUUGUUUUCUUCCCAAGAACCCAGCCUUUGCUGGAUCCAGAAUAGCCGGUACCCACUAAGAUGGUCAGGACGACCUGGGCAGUGGCACACCGGCUCCCUUCACGGCUCCAGGGCCAAGUUCAGACAGGAGUCCUUCCUGGUCAGGGGGGGGUCCCCACAGUGCCGGUGGCCCACCCCCAGGCAGGGAGACACAGCCUUGUGAACGUCCCAGGGCCACGCGGGCCUCCCUCCACUCCGAGCCCCAGAGCCAGACUGUCAGGAAGCCAGAGGCUGCAGCUGCUGGGAGCUGGGCCGGAGUCGGGGGAGGCGGGGUCUCCGUUCUCAGGAUGUGCAGCGCUGGGAAGCACAGAAAAGGUAGAGUUUCUCAGUUACUUGUUUCAGAAUUCUUUUUUCUUCUUUUUCUUUCUUUCUUGUCUUUUUAGAAGCAAGCCAGAUCUAGAGGCAGCCAGGCUGUUCCAUGUUCUAUUUUUGACUCUAGCCACAGCUGCUGUUCCUAGGACAGCCAGCCCUU